Molecule: messenger RNA, 4436 nt
Organism: Pan troglodytes (chimpanzee)
Lineage: Eukaryota; Metazoa; Chordata; Mammalia; Primates; Hominidae
Product: sphingomyelin phosphodiesterase 4
Exons: 22
Coding region: 389-3289 (966 amino acids)
Biological process (GO): sphingomyelin catabolic process; glycerophospholipid catabolic process; ceramide biosynthetic process
Molecular function (GO): sphingomyelin phosphodiesterase D activity
Source: RefSeq, a predicted model, not a curated record
CAGCACCCAGCCCACUGCCAGGCAUACAUUGGGCGCUCGGUAAACGCCUCUUUCAAGAAAGCGUGCAAUUUUCUGGUCCGCGCCGGUGCACCACUAGGGGUCGCUUUUCGGGGCGGGCGGGGGGAAGGGGGGGGGCACUAAUCAACAAUACUGCUUACGCGCACGCGGAUUCCUUGCUGGGGAGAAAGUACCUUGGGGCGUCGGAGGCCGCCACAACGCAGGCGCAUUCAGCUAAGGACCACUCCCUCCCCCCGCACUCCUGCCUCGCCAUUUCCCUUCCCCGCCCGGCCGGCCUUCGCUUUGCGCACGCGCCUUUUGAGGUAACGGCCCAAAGAGGUGGAAGCGCUUUUCCCGCCCGGCCGCGGGGCGUGGCUCUGCGCGCAGCUUGAUGACGACUUUCGGCGCCGUGGCGGAAUGGCGGCUUCCACCUCUGAGGCGAGCGACGCUAUGGAUCCCACAGUGGUUUGCUAAGAAGGCCAUUUUCAACUCUCCACUGGAGGCUGCUAUGGCGUUCCCUCACCUGCAGCAGCCCAGCUUUCUACUGGCUAGCCUGAAAGCUGACUCUAUAAAUAAGCCCUUUGCACAGCAGUGCCAAGACUUGGUUAAAGUCAUUGAGGACUUCCCAGCAAAGGAGCUGCACACCAUCUUCCCAUGGCUGGUAGAGAGCAUUUUUGGCAGCCUAGAUGGUGUCCUCGUUGGCUGGAACCUCCGCUGCUUACAGGGGCGCGUGAAUCCUGUGGAGUACAGCAUCGUGAUGGAAUUUCUCGACCCUGGUGGCCCAAUGAUGAAGUUGGUUUAUAAGCUUCAAGCUGAAGACUAUAAGUUCGACUUUCCUGUCUCCUACCUGCCUGGUCCUGUGAAGGCGUCCAUCCAGGAGUGCAUCCUCCCUGACAGUCCUCUGUACCACAACAAGGUCCAGUUCACCCCUGCUGGGGGCCUUGGUCUGAACCUGGCCCUGAAUCCGUUCGAGUAUUACAUAUUCUUCUUUGCCUUGAGCCUCAUCACUCAGAAGCCACUCCCUGUGUCCCUCCACGUCCGUACUUCAGACUGUGCCUAUUUCAUCCUGGUGGACAGGUACCUGUCAUGGUUCCUGCCCACCGAAGGCAGUGUGCCCCCACCACUCUCCUCCAGCCCAGGCGGGACCAGCCCCUCACCACCUCCCAGGACACCAGCCAUACCCUUUGCUUCCUAUGGCCUCCACCACACUAGCCUCCUAAAGCGACACAUCUCUCAUCAGACGUCUGUGAAUGCAGACCCCGCCUCCCACGAGAUCUGGAGGUCAGAAACUCUGCUCCAGAUGGAGUCUCCCUCUGUUGUCCAGGCUGGAGUGCAGUGGCUCAAUCUUGGCUCCGUGCAACCUUCACCUCUCAGGUUCAGGUUUUUGUUGAAAUGUGGCUUCAUCACUAUUCCUUGGAGAUGUAUCAAAAAAUGCAGUCCCCUCAUGCCAAGCUGGAGGUUCUGCACUACCGACUCAGUGUCUCCAGCGCCCUCUACAGCCCUGCCCAACCCAGCCUCCAGGCCCUCCACGCCUACCAAGUCCCUGGGCAACAGAGGAAGUGACGCCCGGGGCUUCUACUGGGCCGAGUUCUCAUCUGGCUGUGUCCAGGAUGAGGAGCAGGAGUCGUUCACGCCUACUGAGGAGCAUGUGUUGGUGGUGCGCCUGCUGCUGAAGCACCUGCACGCCUUUGCCAACAGCCUGAAGCCAGAGCAGGCCUCACUCUCCGCCCACUCCCACGCCACCAGCCCCCUGGAGGAGUUCAAACGAAUGGGGCUGAACCUCCCGGAGGUGCCCAGUGCUCUCCCCCGGCGGAGCCAACCCUCACUGAUGGGAGCCCUGGGGUCAUCUGUGAGCAGGGCCUCCUUACUGGGCAAGCAGCAGGUGACCCUCCCCAUCCCCUGCAGGGCUGCUGUCCCGAGGUUCGUCCAGCAGAAACUCUACCUCUUCUUGCAGCAUUGCUUUGGCCACUGGCCCCUGGACGCAUCGUUCAGAGCUGUCCUGGAGAUGUGGCUGAGCUACCUGCAGCCGUGGCGGUACGCGCCUGACAAGCAGGCUCCGGGCAGCGACUCCCAGCCCCGGUGUGUGUCGGAGAAAUGGGCACCCUUUGUCCAGGAGAACCUGCUGAUGUACACCAAGUUGUUUGUGGGCUUCCUGAACCGCGCGCUCCGCACAGACCUGGUUAGCCCCAAGCACGCGCUCAUGGUGUUCCGAGUGGCCAAAGUCUUUGCCCAGCCCAACCUGGCUGAGAUGAUUCAGAAAGGUGAGCAGCUAUUCCUGGAGCCAGAGCUGGUCAUCCCCCACCGCCAGCACCGACUCUUCACGGCCCCCACAUUCACUGGGAGCUUCCUGUCACCCUGGCCACCAGCGGUCACUGAUGCCUCCUUCAAGGUGAAGAGCCACGUCUACAGCCUGGAGGGCCAGGACUGCAAGUACACCCCGAUGUUUGGGCCCGAGGCCCGCACCCUGGUCCUGCGCCUCGCUCAGCUCAUCACACAGGCCAAACACACAGCCAAGUCCAUCUCCGACCAGUGUGCGGAGAGCCCGGCUGGCCACUCCUUCCUCUCAUGGCUGGGCUUUAGCUCCAUGGACACCAACGGCUCCUACACAGCCAAUGACCUGGACGAGAUGGGGCAAGACAGCGUCCGGAAGACAGAUGAAUACCUGGAGAAGGCCCUGGAGUACCUGCGCCAGAUAUUCCGGCUCAGCGAAGCGCAGCUCAGGCAGUUCACACUCGCCUUGGGCACCACCCAGGAUGAGAAUGGAAAAAAGCAACUCCCCGACUGCAUCGUGGGUGAGGACGGACUCAUCCUUACGCCCCUGGGGCGGUACCAGAUCAUCAAUGGGCUGCGAAGGUUUGAAAUUGAGUACCAGGGGGACCCGGAGCUGCAGCCCAUCCGGAGCUAUGAGAUCGCCAGCUUGGUCCGCACGCUCUUCAGGCUGUCGUCUGCCAUCAACCACAGAUUUGCAGGACAGAUGGCGGCUCUGUGUUCCCGGGAUGACUUCCUCGGCAGCUUCUGUCGCUACCACCUCACAGAACCUGGGCUGGCCAGCAGGCACCUGCUGAGCCCUGUGGGGCGGAGGCAGGUGGCCGGCCACACCCGCGGCCCCAGGCUCAGCCUGCGCUUCCUGGGCAGUUACCGGACGCUGGUCUCGCUGCUGCUGGCCUUCUUUGUGGCCUCUCUGUUCUGCGUCGGGCCCCUCCCAUGCACGCUGCUGCUCACCCUGGGCUAUGUCCUCUACGCCUCUGCCAUGACACUGCUGACCGAGCGGGGGAAGCUGCACCAGCCCUGAAGGUGUCAGCUGCCUUCAGAGCAGGCUGGAGGGAUUUGCCACACAGCCCCACCCUUGGGCUGAGAGGACCUGGGAAGCCCCUCCAGGAGGGAACAUGGUUAUCCUCGGGCUUCUGGAGCGGGGUUCCUGCAGCCGCAGAGGCAUCUGGAGGAAACACAACCAAGAAAGGAAGGCAGGUGGGCCUCAGCAAAGGAGUAGCUACCAGGGCUCAACAGCUACGCUCUGUGACAGCACAGAGCUCAGCGCUGGCCUUUCCCUCCCUCUGCCAAGGACUCAUGGCCAAGCCAGCUCUCGGGGCCUUUUUUCCAUUGCCCAUUUGGCUACUCUGCUGCACCAAGCUUGGGAGCCAGCCUGCCAACAGCCACCUGGGCCUGGCCUCCCCACUGGCUGGCCUUGAGGUGGGCAGAGUGGGUUGUGGCGCCUCCUCUCUCUGUGUGGGACCAGGACGGUGGCUCAAAUCUCCACUCCAGGAAAGAAUCAAAGUUUCUAGAGUUGUGAGAAAACUAGAGAGUGGCUGUCCUGAUUCUUCACCAUGAGGGGCGUUCUUCAUGUUCUCCCAGCUGUUCCAAGACUGGGCCGUAGAAUUCCAUGUUUCAGGAGCCUAAGACCCUCCCAGAGCCCAGGUGCUUCAUCGCAGACCCCAAGCCAUUGAGCACAUCACCCAAAGCAGUGGCCAACAUCGCGGACCCCUGUGCCUUGUCACAGAUGGGUGCUGGUCCUCAGGCGUUGGGGACACUGCUGGGUCGAUGGGGUCGGAUUCUGCCAGUUUCUGCUCUGCAGCCAAAGAUGGUCAGAAGCAUUGUCACUUCAGUAACAUCAAGUGCUCAAAGACAUGGCAACCGUUCAAUGGUACUUAAGUAUUCAAAAUAUACAACUACAGAUUCUCUGACAGAAACCAGCACGGGGUCUUCACCUUCAUUCACCCCACAGACGACAUGCGAGGGAGAACAGCAUCUCAGUGGUGAUUUCCAAACCAAGCCUUUGUUUUCGGUGUGGGGUUUUGGGGGUUUGCUUUAAUGUUUUUAAAAUUGUAAAUGUUGGGCUUUGUAUUUUGAUGUAAACUGAGAAUAAUGGCAUUUUAGGGCCUGUGACCAAAAAUGAAGCUUGUAACGACCAUGGAUCUGAAUAAACAUGUCCUUGCUUCUGA